Molecule: messenger RNA, 3092 nt
Organism: Mytilus trossulus (common blue mussel)
Lineage: Eukaryota; Metazoa; Mollusca; Bivalvia; Mytilida; Mytilidae
Product: myoneurin-like
Exons: 4
Coding region: 51-2444 (797 amino acids)
Source: RefSeq, a predicted model, not a curated record
UCCAUUCCCCUGGAUGGAUAGGACCCCUAAAUACUCCAGCAAAUUUAAAAAUGCAGAACAUUUAUUUCACACUGUUUUAUGUUAAGCUUAAAUCAGCAGAAGAUAUUUUCCAAAACAAUCUUUCUACAGAAGAAAAAGAGGAAGCCAUCAAUUUGUUAGUAUCUUUCCAAACAAGAUGUCUACAUUCUGCAAGUACUACCUUAAGUUCAACAGAAGUGCCAUCUACCCAGUCAGGCCAGUUAUUUCCAUCAGAUGAUACAAAGAGUACUUUGGAUAGGAUAUCUACCAUUUAUAGGGCCAUUCAAGAGGACAUAACCCAUGAAGCCGCCUCAGUUAGCCAGGAAAUGUGUAAAUUUGAUAGAAGUGGUAUGAAUAGUCCAUCAACUAAUAGGUUUGUUGCAGAGGCAAUCAAUUUGAAAACCUGCAAUAAAAUUAUAGAUCAGGUUGUUCAAGACACUACAGAAGAUAUUACUGCCAAGCCAAUAACUACUGCUAGUUACAAUACAAGUAGUCAUGGCAGAUAUGAUAGUAAUGUUGAUGUACUCGAUGAAAGCUAUUUUGACCAUUUUCAGGUCUAUGAUAAUCAUGAUAUUGGUGAAGAUGUUAUUGCUGAGGAAAUGUCCCAGACACCAUCAAAAACAUGGCCGGAAAGACCGUCUGCUUCACAGAAGGAAAUGAUCAAAGAUGUUUUUCCAAGUUUGUCUAAUAACAACAAGAAAGGUAGUUUGUCAAAUGUAAAAAAAAAGUUGUUGAAAAAGUUCAAGAUUAAGAGUGACAAAACUGUGGCAUAUAAUUUCAGAUGUAGUGAGUGUGACAUUGGAUUUUAUUUUGGAAAGCAUUAUGACAAACACAUGAUGGAAACACAUCAGAAUUGGGAUUGUGCGAUCUGUGAAAGAAAAUGUCAGUCAUUUAUAGAGCUUUCUGAUCACUACCAAAUAGUUCACAGUAUGAAUGUUUCCAUAAACAAUAUUAAUGCUGUCAACAGAAAAUAUGCAUGUAACAAGUGUGAUAAAACCUUUGACAAACCCAGUAGUUUGUAUACACACCAGAAGCCGGAAGGACCUUUUCAGUGUGAACCAUGUCAGCGGGUUUUCAAAACAAGUAACAGAUUAUUGAAGCAUGAACAAUCGUACGCCCAUUGCAUGAAAAGUGGACAGAAAUUUACAUUGGAAAGAAAUUUCUUGUGUACUGAAUGUGGAAAAUCUUUUUAUUCAAUGAAAUACUUAAAGUUACAUAUGAUUUGUCACAACACAGAAAAGCUUUUUUCCUGUCAACACUGUAGUUAUAAGAGCCCAUAUUCAGGAGCAGUCAAGUCUCAUAUGAAAAGACACUUUGAAUCAGAAAGAACACAUUUGUGUGAAUUAUGUGGUGCAUGUUUUCAUGCAAAUAGAAAUCUAACAAUACACAUGGCAUUCAAGCAUAGUGAUGAAAGAAAUUUUAGCUGUAGUUCAUGUUCACAGAAAUUCAAGUCAAAACAGGAACAGCUUCGUCAUACCAGACUAAAUCAUACAGAUUUCAAAAUGUUAACAUGUUUUUGUGGGAAAGAGUACAAACACAAGAAAAGUCUACGUAAGCACACGAGGUCUGUUCAUGGCAAUGAUGCAAAUUUACCACCAAUUGUCAGAGUUAAGACACUGGACCAGCCUACAAAAUCAAUAUAUAAAGAUGACCAAUCAAAGCCAAAACCAGUUAAGGUCAAGAAAAAGAAAAAGGAACCUAAACCCUUGUCUCGCUUUAAAAAAAUUAUCAUAGCAAGAUCUGGUAGUAAAGGAGUCAUGAAGUCAAACUUAAAAUCAGUCAUUUCCACUUCCCAAAAUACAAACCAGGAGUCAACAAAUGUAACAGUAAAUGGUAAGAAUAUUGCUGAAAAUAAAAUAGUGUCCUUAAUUUAUGAGAAUGAUUGUCUAGAUAUUAACAAAAUUACCAAGGAAAAAUAUAAAAAGAUACUUUCAAAGAAAAACGUGAAGAUAACUCAAGCCUCAAGUCAUGCAAGUACUGAUACAGAUUGUCAAUCUAAACUUAUGGAAAGUAGUCAAAUUAUCUCAGAACAAAACGAUUGUUCAGAAAAGAAACAGAGUGGUGAGAAACAGUCAGUAAUCAAUCAACCUCUGGUAGAGCAGAAAGCAAACAGUUACAUACAAAUUGAUCAUAGUUACUGUGCCGUGACACAACCAGUUAUUAAUCAGCUUAAUGGAAUACCUCAGAUGACUAACUUUACUGUAAAUAAUACACAACAGGCCUUUUAUAUUAACCCACAACAGAACAAUUAUAUCAAUUUACAACAGAACGCCAAUUUUAUAAAGUUACAACAGAACACUUAUGUAAACUUACAACCUGCUGGUUAUAUUCAGCCUCAACCACUGUUUAUUCCAUUGUUUAACAUUUAUGGCAAUGGGGCAGUAGGCCCUCUUCCCCUUAAUCAAGGGGUCAUUUUACCACAAUAAAUGGAUGGACUAAAUUUUUAUCGACAUUUGUCACAAGUCUCCUUACAAAUAAAAUUGCAAUCUAGAGUUUUAGUAAAAUUGGUUAGGAUGAUUAUUUGAUUUCAUCAUAAUAUGUGUAUUUAUGAUAAAAUGAUCAUAUACAAGUUUCCUCAACUGUUAAUGAUAAAAUUAUCUGUUGACCUAAAAGGUAUGAGUGUUUAUUAUACAUAGGUUAAGACCAGCCUUCUUGAACAAUUUCAGAAAUGGUAUGAAUUUAUCAGUUGGCAGAAUUUUGUUUUUGUUUGUUUUAUUAUAUAUUAUGUUAGAUAUAAAUUAUGAGAUAAAUUUGUUUUUGAAAUAUCAUUUGUUAGUUAUGACUGUAUUAAAUGAAUAGCUUUGUGUUUGUAAAAAAGUUGUUUUUAAACUUAACCUGACCAGUAUUGUAAAUUUUAUCAUGACUCAUUGUGUUUAAUAAAAGAUUCUUAACCAUUGCUCUCUUAUACUAUUUAGUUUAUAAAAGUUUGAUGCAUCACAGGUAUUAACUGAAUUGUUUUAGUUUCAACACCUAAUACUUUUUGUGAAACACUUGAUAAGCUGAAAACUUAGUAUAUUUUACACAAGAUGGAUGUUUGAAUUUCUAUAUUUAGUUUGAUAUCAAUUUCAUGUGUU